CCUGUUCCAACACUACUGCUACGCUCGAGGUGGCAUGCGCCAUACUUCCUACACGUGCAUCUGUGGCAGUGGGGAGAACUCGGCUGUUCUACACUACGGCCACGCUGGAGCCCCAAAUGAUAAGACUGUUGAAGAUGGAGACUUGUGCCUGUUCGAUAUGGGAGGAGAGUACUACUGCUAUGGCUCCGACAUCACCUGCACCUUCCCUGCGAACGGAAAGUUCACUCCUGACCAGAGGGCUAUCUAUGAAGCAGUGCUGAAGUCAUCGCGGGCUGUAAUGAAAGCAGUCAAGCCAGGGGUCGCCUGGCCUGAUAUGCACCGUCUGGCUGACAGAGUCCAUCUGGAGGAGUUGACUAAAAUUGGCAUUCUGAAAGGCAAUGUAGAUGACAUGGUGAAGGUUCAUCUGGGUGCAAUAUUUAUGCCACACGGACUUGGACAUCUACUUGGAAUCGAUGUGCAUGACGUUGGAGGCUACCCAGAGGGAGUGGAGCGCAUUGACCUGCCGGGGCUCAGGAGCCUGCGCACCGCCCGCAGCCUGGAGCAGGGCAUGGUGCUGACCAUCGAGCCGGGCAUCUACUUCAUCGAUCACCUCUUGGACCAAGCCCUCCGUGACCCUGCGCAGUCCUGUUUCAUCAACAAUGACGUCCUGCAGCGCUUUAGAGGAUUUGGGGGGGUCCGCAUCGAGGACGACAUCGCAGUGACAGCCAGCGGAAUGGAGCUGCUAACGUGCGUCCCACGUACUGUUGAAGAAAUAGAGGCUUUCAUGGCGGAAGGCCAAAGCAGUGCCAAGUCGUUUGAGUGCCUCUCCAGCCAAAAGCAGUAAACUUCAGGAUGAUGCUUACUGUCUCACACUAAUCACUCAUCAUUCUGAUUUAAUGCUGCAGCAUAUAAAAUACAACGCAUCCAAUUCUUAAUAGCCAGAGAGGCAGGCAGGCUGUUAGCUGGAAUGAUUCAUGCAUUAAAAAUGGAGGUGGAAGGCUUCAGCGCUCGAUACCCAGGUAGCUCAGGUGCUGCUGCUUGCAGCCAGCAGUUCACAUUACCAAGUGCCACCAGAAUAACCCUGCUGCACCGGCAGUGGGGUUU
Molecule: messenger RNA, 1083 nt
Organism: Eurypyga helias (sunbittern)
Lineage: Eukaryota; Metazoa; Chordata; Aves; Eurypygiformes; Eurypygidae
Gene: PEPD
Product: peptidase D
Exons: 6
Molecular function (GO): peptidase activity
Source: RefSeq, a predicted model, not a curated record